This is a messenger RNA of Westerdykella ornata, 2522 nucleotides long. RefSeq lists its product as uncharacterized. NCBI's taxonomy places the organism in Eukaryota, Fungi, Ascomycota, Dothideomycetes, Pleosporales, Sporormiaceae. The transcript has 4 exons. Gene Ontology annotation, biological process: regulation of cyclin-dependent protein serine/threonine kinase activity; mitotic cell cycle phase transition. The coding region runs from base 263 to 2236 and encodes 657 amino acids. Gene Ontology annotation, molecular function: cyclin-dependent protein serine/threonine kinase regulator activity. Gene Ontology annotation, cellular component: nucleus; cytoplasm; centrosome. The record is from RefSeq and is a predicted model, not a curated record.
UAUCUCUGCUCCGGCGCCGCUUUCGACGACUACCACAAACACCAUCCUCCCUCGUGUUUACCGAUCGAUAUCUGCCCGCGCAUUUCUUCGCUGCCAACUUAGAUGGAGAAUUUCCUUAUCUCGCCCUCUCAACUCUAGCGCCUCCGUCAUUGGGCAUCCGCUCUUCCUGCUUAUUGCUGGGCACUCUGUUUUUCUUUGCGCAACACGACGUUGAGCCUUCUUCAGCCCUCUGGACGUACUUUUGCCGCUCAGCUAUUGCGACAUGGACGCAAGGCCGCAGCGUCCCCUUCGAUGUGUCCGCAUCAACGACGAGAAUGCGCCUCCCCAAGGCGUUGCCGGAAAGGUCAUUCACCACCGCAACAAGUCUACACCAGCCCUAAUCGGAACGCUCGAGCCAUGGAAAGGCAUCAAGGCGGCGCCGGCAAAGCGCACGGCUUUUGCAGAUGUCAGCAACACACUGAGGCAGCCGUUGACCAAGCAUGACAUCCAUCUGCCAAGCAAGAGUAGUCAACUCGAAGUGCUCAAGGACCCCGCUGUCGUCCCAGCAAAGGAGGUACAGAAGUCAGCCACUCUCCUCAAAGCACCGCAGAGGCCUCUGGGAGUCAACGCGUCGAAGAUGAACGCGUCCAUCAUUACAACGGCUGUUCCACCGAUCCCCAAGCACAUAGCACCUGAGGCUUUCGAUGGCAUCACAUCGGCCCCCAUCCGCAAAACCUUGAACAAGAAACCGACCACGAUUUUCAAGGAGCGUUGUGAUCCUGUCGUAGACAUUGCAAGUUUUCCCGUCGAAGUUGCUCAUCUCCUCGAUGGGACGCGUAAACCUGUGGGCGGCCAUUCGAAGGCGAAAUCUUACCUCGAACACGGACCAGUGGCGGUAGAGGCAGUGGAGGAGGAGCCAUUGCAUCAGGCACUUCCAAAAGUGCCCUACAUAGAGCCACUCGCUCAGCAGCUUGCGCAACAGCCUAUCCCAGACGUGCCCGCUUACCCUGAACCAAAGCAUGCGUCUGUCGUCACGAAGGCUUCCACCAUUCAGCAGCAGGCCAAGGUAAUGGCUGUUCAAGUUGAGGUCACAGAGCAAUAUGAAUAUCUGGAUGCGCUUGAAGAGCAAGUAGAGCCGGCCGAUCACGAUCGUAAAGACGAAGUCACUCAGGCCCACGCCGUAACUCGCUUAGACCAAGAGGAAUACUGGGAUGAGGAUGACGAAGAAGAGUACUAUGACGCAGAUGGAUACACCACUGCUCGAUCUCUGCGUUCUCGAGGCGACAAUACCACCGGCGGUGUUACGUUGGUCCUUGCUCCCAGGGUUACGGCCAAGUCGCAGCGAGAGCUGGAAGCUGCUAAGCAGUACGUAGAGGCGCAUAAAACAGUGGAAGAUAUCGAGGAUGAGCAAUGGGACAUUUCGAUGGUUGCAGAAUACGGAGAUGAAAUUUUCGAGUACAUGCGUACUCUAGAGGACCGCAUGACUCCCAAUGCGUCUUAUAUGGACCAUCAAGCCGAGAUACAAUGGUCGAUGCGUUCAGUUCUGAUGGAUUGGCUUGUUCAAGUUCACAAUCGUUUCGCACUCUUGCCUGAGACGUUGUUCCUCAGCGUCAAUUACGUCGACCGUUUUCUCUCCUGCAAGGUUGUGUCCCUGGGCAAGCUUCAGCUCGUGGGCGCUACUGCUCUGUUCCUUGCCGCCAAGUAUGAGGAAAUUCAGUGCCCCUCUGUUCAGGAGAUGGUUUACAUGGUCGACAAUGCGUACACGAUCGAUGAGAUCCUGAAGGCCGAAAGGUUUAUGCUUAGCAUGCUAAACUUUGAGCUGGGUUGGCCCGGGCCGAUGAGUUUUCUCAGAAGGAUCAGCAAGGCCGACGAAUAUGACCUGGAGACACGUACACUCGCAAAGUAUUUCCUUGAGCUCACUAUAAUGGAUGAGCGCUUUGUCGGUUGCACGCCGAGUUUUCUGGCAGCCGGAGCGCACUGUCUCGCUCGACUGAUGCUCAAGAAGGGCGACUGGACUCAAAGCCACGUACAUUAUUCCGGCUAUACCCUACAGCAGCUUCGUCAGUUGGUCAUGGUCAUACUUGAAUGUUGCGACAACCCUCGGAAGCAUCAUGGGGCGAUUUUCGACAAGUAUACCGAAAAACGCUACAAACGUGCUUCCAUCUUCGUCGAGACCGAACUUGCGAAGGGUUUCCAGCUCCCCUUUGCCUCCAGGGACAGCUUUGCGGGGCAUGGCUUGAUCUGGAAGCGGAAGUAGAUACCAUCCAUACCAUGGAAAAACCCACUUCACGACGUUGACAUUUUCAUAGGAGUUAUUCUCUUCUAGGAGUGCACCAGCAGACGGACAUUUGCGAACUCCCAACACUAGGCGACCAACAUCACUUCGGACGUCAAACCUCUUUCCAUUCUUGUUUAUUGUUCACAGACUCACGGCGCUCCGGCGAGUCCAUCCAUGUGCGAAGAGCUCAUCAGGCGCACAGUGCAUUUCGAUCGAGGGCCAAUCCCCUGGAGCCCACUUUUCCACUUUAAUUCUUUGCGUGGUC